AUGAGCAGCGCACCACAAUCGCUGGUGUCGCUUUCGCACACGUCUUCUUCAUCACGUCCUCGGCUUCGCUUCCUCUUGAUCUUACUCUUCUCCGCUCUGCUUGGCUUUGCAACAUUCACGCAUGGCGCAGCUGAGACCACAACAGGCUCAACCAUUCAGCCAAUCAUCACCUUCCCACAGACGACGACACAACAGGAAUGCAUCCCCGCCCCUCAAUACCUGAUUGAUGUGGCCACCUGCAAGCAAAUGUGCUCUGGAUCCUACCAGAACGACGAAAGGACAAUCUGCUGGGCCGGCUGUGAUUGGUACAACGACGGCGGUGACGAGUACUGCAAAUGUGCGUGCUCCCAAGGCGUUCCCCGCUCGGACCUGCAAAACCCCUGCGUCACAGGGUGUGGGUUUGCCGAUGACACGAGCAAGGUGCUCCUCUGCCCAGCUAACGAGUUUGCACAAGUCGAAAACGACGGCUCCCAGUCGUGCACGCCCGUCACAGCUUGCAGCACAGCGACCGAGUACCAAGUCGUUGCUCCAACUGCGUCGUCAGACAGACAGUGCGCCGUCUUGUCCACGUGCAGCCCGAGCCAGUACGAAGUCACGGCCGCCACGGCCACUUCCGACCGUGAAUGUCAAGAUGUGAGCGUCUGCGACCGCCGAACCGAGUUUGAACAACAACCACCAACAACAACUUCGGACAGAGAGUGCGCAACCAUCACCAUCUGCGAAGCAGCUACGCAAUAUGAGACCAAGGCACCAACGUCAACCAGCGAUCGCGAGUGUGCGCCGGUGACGAUCUGCACGCGUGGAACGGAGUUUGAAGUAACACCGCCAACUGCAACGACGGAUCGAGUGUGCCAGCUGAUCACGCAGUGUGACCCCCAAAGCGAAUACCAGACGGUCAGCCCCACGUUCAACUCGGACCGGGAGUGCGCAGCCCUUACGACCUGUUCUGUCGACACGGAAUACGAGUCAACCCCUCCAACCGCAACGACAGACCGCACGUGCUCAAACCUGACCGUGUGCGGCGCAUCCCAGUUUGAGGCGCAGGCGGCAACAGCGACAUCAGACAGGACCUGCCAAGACAUCACCAUCUGCCUCCGUGCAACCCAAUACGAACAAGCCCCACCCACGACCACCUCCGACCGUGAAUGCCAAGAUGUGAGCGUCUGCGACCGCCGAACUGAGUUUGAGCAACACGCACCAACAGCAACUUCGGACAGAGAGUGUGCAACCAUCACCACCUGCAACGCAAGAACGGAAUAUGAGACCAAGGCACCAACGUCGACCACAGACCGUGAAUGCACUACGCUGACCCCGUGUGUGCGGGGCGAAGAGUACCAGAGCGUUGGGCCAACUGCAACAAGCGACCGUGAAUGCACCCCAAUCACGCACUGCCAUGUGCUGGGCAAGUACCAGACCAUUCCAGCCACAUUCAGCACGGAUGCAGUGUGCGCGAACCUCUCACGAUGCGAUGCAACAACCCAGUACGAGCUGGGAGCACCAACAGCAACGUCUGAUCGAGUUUGUGAUGACCUCGCUUCUUGUAACAUUGAUCAGUACGAGACGGCAGCACCAACAGCCACGUCUGACCGCACCUGUGCCAACGUCACAGUGUGUGAUGCAGCAACAGAGUACGAGACGGCAGCACCAACAGCAACGUCUGACCGCACCUGUGCAAACGUCAACACUUGCAGCAUCGAGCAAUACGAGACGGCAGCACCAACAGCAACGUCUGACCGCACCUGUGCCAACGUCACAGCGUGUGAUGCAGCAACACAGUACGAGACGGCAGCACCAACAGCAACGUCUGACCGCACCUGUGCCAACGUCACAGCGUGUGAUGCAGCAGCAGAGUACGAGACGGCAGCACCAACAGCAACGUCUGACCGCACCUGUGCCAACGUCACAGUGUGUGAUGCAGCAACACAGUACGAGACGGCAGCACCAACAGCAACGUCUGACCGCACCUGUGCCAACGUCACAGCGUGUGAUGCAGCAGCAGAGUACGAGACGGUAGCACCAACAGCAACGUCUGACAGAGCGUGCGCCAACGUCACAGCGUGUGAUACAGCUACAGAGUACGAGACGGUAGCACCAACAGCAACGUCUGACCGCACCUGCGCAAACGUCACAGCGUGUGAUGCAGCUACAGAGUACGAGACGGUAGCACCAACAGCAACGUCUGAUCGCACCUGUGCCAACGUCACAGCGUGUGAUGCAGCUACAGAGUACGAGACGGCAGCACCAACAGCAACGUCUGACCGCACGUGCGCCAACGUCACAGCGUGUGAUACAGCAACACAGUACGAGAUAGCAGCACCAACAGCCACGUCUGAUCGCACCUGUUCCAACGUCAACACUUGCAGCAUCGAGCAAUACGAGACGGCAGCACCAACAGCAACGUCUGACAGAGAGUGCGCCAAUCUCACUGUGUGCGAUCCAGCCACGCAGUUCCAAGCGACUGCACCAACCUCCGUCUCCGAUCGACAAUGCGCAAAUAUCACUGCAUGUGGCGCUGCAACACAGUACGAGACUGCAGCAGCUACGCCAACAUCCGAUCGCACCUGUGCACGCUUGCUCCUGUGCGGCCCAUCACAGUACGAGGUGCGUGCGCCAACACCAACGACAGACCGCGUGUGCCAAACCGCCAACUUCACGUCCGUCGUCCACGCCACCGUAACUACGCAAACAGUAGCCUCAGGGCUGGCGCCUGCUGCCGCCCGCGUGCCUUUCUCUCAACCCGCCCUGCUCCCUGUCAGCGUUGCCGGCACAGGGCGCGCAGAGGUGGCUCUGCCCAACACAGACGUGGCCGCGUCGGCGACAUACAGCCUUGCCGCCGUCGCUGCACUCAACAUCACAGACGCCAUCACAGCAACAGCAGACGUGUACCACGACAGCAGCAGCGUUGUAAUUCACGCGCGUGUUGCAGACGCCCUGGGUGACACCACCAACAUCCUCCCCGGUACGCUCACCGCCGAGGUGGUGGCGGAUGCACAGCUGACGACUGCCCUGACCACCGUUGGCAGCACAGCACCCCACACCCUCACCUGCACCUGCGCCGUGCGGUCACAGACACACGGGCUGUGCCAGGCAACAUGCAGCGUGCCUCAGGACUGGUUCACAGCACUGGCAGUCGGCACCACUGCGUCUGCCUCCAUCGCUGUCCAGGCAAGCAGCACGGGCAGCGCAAGGGCAUCCCCACGCCGCACCAUCGCCGCUGUCACCGUGCACGGCAGCAGCGCCGCUGUGACCCCGCCCACCAACGCCAUUUUCCUGCGCCUGCCCGAGGCGCCUGUUGCGCCCGGCGACGCUGCGACUGUGCAGGUGGGCGCCCGCCUCUCCGCCUUCCCGCUCGGCGGCUUUGUGGUGAAGCUCGAGUGUGCAGACGCGGCCGGCAAGGCCACGUUUGGCGCCGUUGCCAUUGACGACACCACCUGGAGCAGCUUCGCGGCCGGGGAGGGAACGUCGGCUGUCAGCAUCGGCGCUGUGCUCGCUGAGGGAGCGGCGCAGGUGAGUGGCCAGGACGAUGCAGCGGUCCUGUUCACAGUGGCACUGAACCUGGACGAUGACGCCGCAACCACAGUCCAGACACUCCUCAACAUCAACCUAACGGUGAGUGAGGUGCUCGACAACGCCAACAACAUCCGCACCACCGCCACCCGCACGUAUGCUGUGGACUUUACGGGUCUCGCCUCCUCCGUGCUCUCCUCUGCAGGCCCGGUCACCGGCGCUGUCCGCAUCCGCCCUGUGCGUGCUGUCGGCGCUGUGUCGUUUGUAAGCACCACGCCCCGCAUCCUCAACACAGCACCGCUCACGGGCGUCAGCGACGCCGCCGCAUUCAGCAUCGACACGCGCCUCGUAUUGUCGGACGGCCAGCUGGUGUCUACAGCUACAUCUGCACUUGCCGCUACAACAACGGUGCAGCAGUGUGCUGUUGCGUCUGGGCCGCCGACACUGGUGUCGCUGGAGCAGGACUGCAGCGGUGGCGUGGUCUCCACGCUGGACACGAGUGGCGGCACGGCUGUUCUGGAGAUCAGUACCACCACCACGCUGGGCAGGGCUGCUGCUGCAGUGCUCACGCGCCGUGUGCUGGUGGAGGUGUGGAGCCCACGACUGCCGUUGAUGGUGGCCACCGCGCCAAGCGUGCUUCGGCCCAUUGCUGGGUGGCGUGAGCCUGCGGCCAACAGCGCCAACUCCUCCACAUGUGAUGCCCCGCGCUGGCAAACCCCGCAUGUGCAGGUGACGGCGACAUUUGCGUCCGGCGACCAAGAAGUGUCCGCUGUGGAUGUCACCGGGCUUGUCGCUGCCGGCAUCACCGCCAACGACACGACCGUGCUUGCCGCCGCUAAUGAGGAUGAAGUCGGUGUGGCAGCGCUGCGGCCUCUUCGGGCACUGCGGAGCGGCGCUGUGCGUGUUAUGGUCGUGCGUGCUGGGGACGGCAUUGGCUCAGGCACCGUACUGGGCGAGGCAGCUCAGGCGACUGUAGUCGUGGAUCCGGCAACGACGCCUGAUGCGUACAUCGGAUGGCAGGGCAUUGAUGCCGUGGCCGUGAGCAAUGUGGACCUAAGGCCCGUAAGUGGUAGUGACCCAGCCGGGGCAGGCUGGCUCGACGCAGUUGUGUUUGAGGUGGCGGUGGCCACGCACGCGCUGCGGGCAGAGGGUGCGUCCACUGCGCUCCUUGCGAGUCUCGUGCUGGAGGAUGGGUGGCGGGAGCCGCUGGUGCCGGCCCGCGACGUCCUCUUCACCAGCAUGGCUGCAGACCAGAUCACCAUUGACGCGGGCAACAGAGCCACUGUUGCUGUCGGCGCGACGAGCGGGUCGCGGGAGCUGGUGGCGGCCCAGCUCACGUCCACGGCAGUCGACGCUGCAACGGGCAACAACGCCGCCUGCGUGCCUCGCGUGCGCGCAAACGUGACGCUCGACCUCGACCUGCCGGCCCCGACAGGCGUGCGGGUGAGCGGUGUUGUUUCUCGCAUCACGCCCGCAGGUGACGCCGCUGCGCUGGCCGGCAUUGCAACUGGCUUCAGCAUUGGUGUGGCGGUUGCUUUUGAGGACGGCACGGAGCGGGAUAUGACGACAGAUGGGCGUGUGACAGCAACGGUGGCCCCGUCUGCUGCUGGUGCUACUGUAGAGCGGGGAGCCAACGGCGCGCUUCGCGUGGAGGCCAUUGCCGCAGCACCAAACUCGCCGUCCAUAUCGCUGGUGACAGUGGCUUUUGAUGGCGGUAACGGACCCGCGUCCGUCGUCAACACCACGUUCCAGGUGCUGACAGUCAAAUACACGGCCCUCCGCACAACGGCACGCCCCUUUCCAGCGUACGCGGGAUCGCAGAGCGUCAGCGUGACUGAGCUUGCUCCCAUCAACGGCACGGCUCCGCUUCAGUACCAGCGCGCACAGCUGGCGACAGCCAUGAUGCUGGACGAUGGCAGUGAGCUUGCGCUUGAUGCCGGUGACGUGGUGUAUGCGGUGCGCCGUGCAGAUGACGAUGACAGUGCAGCACAACUGCUGCAGGGCGCAGUGGUGGAGCCAUCAACGCCAGGAAACAUCACCGUGCUCGCAACGGCAUUUGGAUCAUUUGAAGAGAGCCCUCGCUUUGGCCUGAGCGUGGUCGACGAUGCAGUGCACGUGGUUGCGCUCCGCUCCCUCAGCACCACCUCUGGUAUCGCGUUGACUUCACAGCAGGGGCAGACUGCAGGCUUUGCUGUCUGUGCGGCGGAGCUUAGCGAUGGCACGCAGCUGCCACAGCUGUACUCCAACGGCCGUGCCCAGUAUCCGAGUCUCAUUCAACUGUCGGUGUCUGACGCAGAUGUGCUGCGCAUCAACAGCACCACGGGGGAAGUUGUGCUGCUUGCCAACAGCCCAGGCGUGCUGCAGAUUGUCGCACAGGUCACGUCGGCGCCCUCUGUUGUGACCACGACCGACGUGUCGUGCAACCUCCAGCCUGCGCUCGGCGACGUGGACGUCGGCCAGAUGUCUGGUGUACCGGUCCCUGGCCCGCUGUCCAUCGGCGACGAGCUGCAGGUGCAAGUGCGCGUCAACACAGGGAGCACGGACAUUGGCUCGUUUACCAUGGAGCUGCAGUAUGAUGCUUCUAUUGUGUCGUUUGUUGGCGCUGAUGCGACGUUUGGGGGAAGCCUGGAGGCCACGGACGAUGGCCAGGGCUCGUUGCGUCUCGGUGGUGUUGUGUCUUCGAGCGGCGUUGGCGGGAGCGCUGCUGCCAUUGCUCACGUUACGUUCCAGGCCGUCAGCGCUGGCGCGUUUGUGGUUGAGGGCGCGGUGACGGACUUGUUGGACCGCCAGCUUCCAUCGCAACCGAUUGUGGCGGGCCUGCCGUCUGCGGUUGUUGCUGGACGCGUGUGGAUUUCGGUCACCGGUGCCGACGGUGGAGAGCAGCAGAGACGAAGGCGUUCGGGGGUGCGGCUGCCGGUACCACCACCCCAGUCCCUGGCGCAGCCACGGCGGCGGCGCAACGCAGACAGCGACCCGUUUGCAAGUGCAGCGGACGUGGACGGCGAUGGGCGGUUCACAAUUGGAGACGCGUUCUUCACGCUGCGGUAUGUGGUGCUGGAGACGCAAGAGUUUGCCGGGGCGGACGGAGCGGCGGUGCAGGCCAUUCUGGCCGAGGACCCCCGGCGACGCAGCGCACUCGACGCAGACCGGGACGGCACUGUGCGUCUGCGCGACAGCAGGCUGCAGAGCCAAGUAGCCACUGGCAAAGCGGUGUUCCUCGGCAGCAUCCCAGGCGUGGACGUUGCCGUAAACCAAGACACGUCAGCAUGUGGCGUUUCCGUGAGCGCAACUGUGUUUGAGCCUGGCCUUGGCGGAGCUGCUGCCUCCUCGACACGGGUGUUUGUGUUGGUUGAUGGGCUUGCGCAAGACGGGGGCACAACCGCCACCCUGCUAUCGCUGCCUGGCACUGGCACUGGCAUUGAUGUGGCACAGCUGUCACCGGCUCUGUCCGACGCUGUCGCUGUGUACGGCAGCGAGCCUGGGGCGCAGGCUGUGCUGCUCGAGGCUGUGCCAUCAAAUGCAAGUGCACCCGUGAGCGCUGUGUACACGGCUCUCUUGCCACCUGCUGUGGAUACGCAGCUCAUUGGCGUGUCGGUGUUUGCGGUUGUGUCACGUGGUGUGCGGACGUACGCAACGUUCUUCGGCAACCAGGCAACGACGGGUGCGCCUGUCGUGCCCUCAAGGCGCACCGAGACUGUGCGCGCAUUUGCCAACGCAGACGUGGACGCCGCAGUCCUAGAUACGGGGCUUGAUUCUGGCUACAACCCCCUCACCACCGCAGCCCUCAACAACACGCGCGCGCAGCAGUAUUGUAUCCGACAAUGCGUGGCCACGGGCGACGAUGUCGUGUCUGCCUACUUUUACAACACGACCGCGUUCACGUGUGUUUCCACCAGCACAUGCGACACGCUGAGUGAGUACGAAAGUGAGCCAGCAACGAGCACAAGCAACAGAGAAUGUGAGCCGCUGAGAGCUUGUGACGCAGCAACAGAGUACGAGACGGCAGCACCAACAGCAACGUCUGAUCGCACCUGUGCCAACGUCACAGCGUGUGAUGCAGCUACAGAGUACGAGACGGCAGCACCAACAGCAACGUCUGAUCGCACCUGUGCCAACGUCACAGCUUGUGACGCAGCAACAGAGUACGAGACGGCAGCACCAACAGCAACGUCUGAUCGCACCUGUGCCAACGUCACAGCGUGUGAUGCAGCUACAGAGUACGAGACGGAAGCACCAACAGCAACGUCUGACCGCACCUGUGCCAACGUCACAGCGUGUGACGCAGCAACAGAGUACGAGACGGCAGCACCAACAGCAACGUCUGAUCGCACCUGUGCCAACGUCACAGCGUGUGAUGCAGCUACAGAGUACGAGACGGAAGCACCAACAGCAACGUCUGACCGCACCUGUUCCAACGUCAACACUUGCAGCAUCGAGCAAUACGAGACGGCAGCACCAACAGCAACGUCUGACCGCACCUGUGCCAACGUCACGUCUUGUGCAGGUGACCAGUACGAGAUAGCAGCACCAACAGCAACGUCUGACCGCACGUGCGCCAACGUCACAGCGUGUGAUGCAGCAACAGAGUACGAGACGGCAGCACCAACAGCAACGUCUGACCGCACGUGCGCCAACGUCACAGCGUGUGAUACAGCAACACAGUACGAGAUAGCAGCACCAACAGCCACGUCUGAUCGCACCUGUUCCAACGUCAACACUUGCAGCAUCGAGCAAUACGAGACGGCAGCACCAACAGCCACGUCUGACAGAGAGUGCGCCAAUCUCACUGUGUGCGAUCCAGUCACGCAGUUCCAAGCAACUGCACCAACAGCCACAUCCGACAGGCUUUGCGCGAACUUGACUUCUAGUUCAACUCAGAGUCCAACAGCAGCUGCUGCUAUUGCUUCUGUUCAAAUUCCGGAAGCAUCAAACCUUGGGCUAGCUGUGUCUGUGCUUGGCGCCCUUGUGUGUUGUUUUGGUUUGGUUCGGACGGUUCGUACACCAGUGUGGCCACUGUUUCUUUCACUCGCUCUGUGCCACGUGUACUUCGGCGUUGAGUCCGUUGCACUGUCCGACGACAUUUCGUUUUCUCUUGUUGCGGACCGGUGCCUCGCCCUCGGCGCUUUCAAGCUUGCGCUUUCAUUGAGUUGUCUCUGCUGGCUUGGUGCAUGCGUCCUUCAGUCGUCCACCGACAUCAAUCCUUUCACGUUGCGUCCUCUCGGGCUCUUUGCCAUCGUCUGCGCCAUUCCAAUCACAACUGCUGUUGCCCUCGUCGCUGCCGCGCCGUCCUCAUUUGGAGCGUCGACCGGCUGGUGUGACCUCCAUCAACCGCUAGCACGAGGCCUCGCUGGUAUUCUGGCGUCCUGUACUCUGGGCUUUUCCCCGCUGAUUUACGCGAGCAUACGACGCAUCCGUCACCGCCGCCAGUUCUUCAUGGGCGACAUUGUUGAUGAUUUGUUUGGGAACGAGUCUCGCAUCCAGCGGCCGUUGCUGGCUGCUGCCAUCCUCCUCGUUGUCGCCAACCGCGUCUCACUCAACCUUCCAGUGCAUCUGAGUGUGGAUGACGAUAUUCCAGAGCACAUGCCAGUGGUGAACGUCAUGUGUGCGGUUGCGUUGACGGCGGUGUCCCUGGUCUUCUUGUGCACGCGUCUUGGUCGAUCAGAUAACAACGGCAGCAACAAGGGCGGUCUUGCUGGAUAUGCUUCACCCAACAACAGUGGAGACCCAUCCAAAUUCGUUCAUUUGAACACCAUGCCUGCAGAUGAUGUUCCACGCAGCUUUGUCAGCCGCAUUAGCAAACGAGGCGCGUUCUCGCCUUCAACACCCGCUCACCUACCAGGCAGCAUCAGCAGGAGCAUGCUGACUUCCUUCCGUUAUCUUCCACGGUACGAAAAUGACAGCAGUUCUGACGAUGUGUCAGGCAUGAGUAUCUCGGACAAAGUGCACGAGGACGUCAGUGGCAUUCACGAGGAUACAUCUUCCUCUUCGAUUCUAAGAGGUUUGACGUCACUGGACAUUAGCGAUGGGGGGGAAUCGAUCGACUUGUUCCCAGUUGCAAUCGAUCGACAGGAGGUUGAGAACGCCGAUGUGGAAAGUAUUGAGGACAAUGUUGUUGUGGUUUGAAUGCUUUGCGGUGACGUUUUUGAAGAUCACGAGUGUGUACUGGUGUGCUUUCUGAAUUGUAACGUGCGCUGUGUUACCUUCUAAUAAAUAUGACCUUG
Salpingoeca rosetta is the source of this 9728-nucleotide messenger RNA. RefSeq lists its product as uncharacterized. The transcript has 6 exons. Gene Ontology annotation, molecular function: protein binding. Lineage: Eukaryota; Choanoflagellata; Craspedida; Salpingoecidae. The record is from RefSeq and is a predicted model, not a curated record. Bases 1 to 9630 code for a protein of 3209 amino acids.